AUCUGGAGUUCCGUUGCGGAACUAUUGAUUCCGCAGUGCUGUUCUUUUCCGAGUCUUUCCUGGAUGGAUAUUAGGUCGUCAGCGUCUUGGUGCUUAAAGGCCUGCAUCUCGUCUUUCUUCAACACUGAGCGACUACCGCGGAUCAACCAAGAAAGGAAAAAAUGGCAACCAUCCCAGCUGUUUCCCUAGGUAUCAACCCUGGCACCAGGGCGGCAUUUUCACAUAGUCCCAAGUCAGCAGCCGGGCAUGUGGAUCACGUUGAGGACAUCGCUGCUGCGGGUCAAGACACGGAGCCGAAAAGCCGCCUCGGGCUCAGGAAUGUCGAAACCGAAGCAUACGUGGUGGAGCACGUCAAGGCCGGAUUCAAACUGGUCCCGAUCGUCCUCGAUGAGGUCCGACCAGAUGAGGUGCUGGUUGAGAUGAAGUACAGCGGAGUCUGUCAUACGGAUAUCGUGAUGCAGCAAGGCGGCCUCCCGUUUGUCGACUUCCCCGCCAUUUUCGGCCACGAGGGCGCCGGCAUCGUCCGCGACAUUGGUCGAGACGUCAAGAUCAAGGACCUCCAGGUCGGCGACGCCGUCCUCCUGUCUUUCAACAGUUGUGGGACGUGCAAGACCUGCGAGAGUGGGCACUGCGCGUGGUGUCCGGACUCGACAACGAUCAACGUCAACUCGGUGCGCACCGGCGACCGCAGCACCCCAGCCCGCCUCGCCUCCGACGGUCGCGCCGUCCGGAGCCAGUUCUUCGGCCAGUCGUCCUUUAGCAGGAUGUCCGUCGUCAACGAGAAGUCGGUCGUUCGGUGUCCCCCUUCGGCCGUCGAGCACAUGGGCGUCUACGCCCCGCUCGGGUGCGGACUCCAGACCGGAGCCGGAACCGUUCUGAACGUCGUCAAGCCGGGAAAGGAGGAUUCCAUCGUCAUUUUCGGACUCGGCAGCGUGGGUCUGGCGGCGCUGAUGGCGGCCCGCUCCCUCGAAACCGGCCAGAUCGUGGCCGUCGACAUCGUCCCAGAACGUCUAGAACUCGCGAGGGAACUGGGAGCGACGCAUACCAUCGACUCCAGAAACAGUCUCAACGUGGUUAAGGAUAUCAGAGAUGUUACCGGAGGAGGCCCGACGUUUGCCUUGGACUGCACUGGCGUCCUCAGAGUUAUCGAAGACAUGAUUGCGUGCGUUGGCCCGAUGGGCACCGCCGUUCAGGUCGGCGUCCCGCCGCCUGGUGUUGAGAUCAAACUAGACCCGCAAGAAUUCUUGUUAGCCAACAAGAAAUAUAUCGGCGUGAUCGAAGGGGACGCGAACCCUUCCGAUUUCAUCCCGAGGCUCAUUGCCAUGCACCAAAACGGCAAAUUUCCCAUUGACAGGCUGGCCAAGUUCUAUCCAGCCGCAGAACUGAACCAAGCCAUGCGAGACAUGGCUUCGGGCAAGGUUAUCAAGCCCGUUAUUCAAUGGAGCUAGGCUGCCCCUCACCUCUUGGUUGAUGAGAGCAGCAUAGUCACUUGGGGGCUGUAAACUAAAGGGUCUCAAAAUGGUGGCUGAAAUCCACGGGUUUUGACAGUGCUAAAUCAUCCGUAUGUAAGUAUUCUGGUGUGCGGUUGGUUCCGCAAUUGAUUUUGUCUUUUUCGGUGCAUCUCACUCGAUUCUGGUGAUCUUGGUCUCAACAUGUACAAAAUGAGGCUGCGUCACUGGUACUGUCUUCGUUCAAUACCUCAGCAUCCCUUCGCAACGGAAAGAUGAGAAUGUAAAUCCCCU
Molecule: messenger RNA, 1742 nt
Organism: Colletotrichum destructivum
Lineage: Eukaryota; Fungi; Ascomycota; Sordariomycetes; Glomerellales; Glomerellaceae
Product: Putative alcohol dehydrogenase, zinc-type, GroES-like superfamily, NAD(P)-binding domain superfamily
Exons: 3
Coding region: 162-1448 (428 amino acids)
Molecular function (GO): zinc ion binding; oxidoreductase activity
Source: RefSeq, a predicted model, not a curated record